Molecule: messenger RNA, 444 nt
Organism: Thlaspi arvense
Lineage: Eukaryota; Viridiplantae; Streptophyta; Magnoliopsida; Brassicales; Brassicaceae
Source: the annotation of a GenBank genome assembly
AUGUACAUCGCCACUUCUCCUCGUUUAGCUUUGCUCCCCAGCUGCAAAUCCCCCGACUUCAAGAUGCCGUCGCACAAGUCGUUUAUGAUCAAGAAGAAACUGGGCAAGAAGAUGAGGCAAAACAGGCCUAUUCCUCACUGGAUUCGUCUUCGUACCGACAACACAAUCAGGUACAAUGCCAAGCGCAGGCACUGGCGUAGAACCAAGCUCGGAUUCUAAGUGAUCUCUUCUUCUAAAAGAAUGUUAUUUUCUGAUGGGUUUAGCAUUUCCAGUUUUUGGUUUCAUGUUAUGACAUUUUCACUUUUCUGUAAGACCUAUCGCUCUUAUGAUUGAUGUUACCAAAUUUUCUAUCGAUAAGAGUGAGUUACUUUAUAUCGAUUUUGUUACUUGACUACUAAAGUAUCUUGUUUUGUUCUGGCAAUUUAAAACUUGGAUUAUGGUUUA